This is a messenger RNA of Cuculus canorus (common cuckoo), 4021 nucleotides long. RefSeq names its product SPARC (osteonectin), cwcv and kazal like domains proteoglycan 2 (gene SPOCK2). The record is from RefSeq and is a predicted model, not a curated record. Bases 2124 to 3305 code for a protein of 393 amino acids. The transcript has 10 exons. Lineage: Eukaryota; Metazoa; Chordata; Aves; Cuculiformes; Cuculidae. Gene Ontology annotation, molecular function: calcium ion binding; protein binding.
CACCUGCCCACCGUCACCGUGCCCAGGGCCACCCAUCAUCACUGCGCCCAUCGUCACCGUGCCCAUCACCGCCGUGCCAGUGCCCCCGUGCCCAACACCACCCUGCGCAGUCCCGCUGUGCCCAUUGCCACCCUGCCCGUUACCACUGUGCCCAUCACCACCGUGCCGGUGCGCCCGUGCCCAUUACCACCCUGCUCAGUCCCAUGGUGCCCAUUGUCACCCUGCCCAUUACCACCAUGCCCAUCACCACCGUGCCAUUGCCCUUAUGCCCAUCACCACCGUGCCAAGUCCCACCAUACCCACUGCCACUGCACCCAUCACCACUGCACCCAUCGCCACUGUGCCCAUCACCACCAUGUGUAUCGCCACCAUGCAUAUCGCCACUGUGCCCAAUGCCACUGUACCCAUCGCCGCCGUGCCCAUCACCGCUGUGCCCAUCACCCCUGCUCACUGCCCAGCCUGGUGCAGCUGAUGACAACGCCACCAUGGCCAGGACUUGAUGCCCAAGCCAGCCUUGCCAAGGACCUGGAGGUGCCAUCCCUGCACCCUCUUCCCAAGCACCACAUCAGGGCCCAGGCAGGGGCAGGUUGUGGCCUCGGCCCCUCAGGGACAGCUCAGUGUGGACUGGGGCACAGGCAUCUUCCCUGACUCCUGCUCCCUUCAGCCCUGCGGGUGGUGGUCUCUGGGGAUGGGGAGAGGACAAAGUGAGGGGGGGGCAAGGAUGAGGAUACAGAAGGUGCUGGAGCGAUGGCAGGUGACCCGGCACAUCUGGCUCAGCAUCCUGUAACCUUUUGCUUUUAACAACAGCCUCGAUGACAUUUAGUUCCACCCCUGAAUUUUAUGGGGCAGAUGCAGAUUGUUCCUGGGCUUGUUUUACACCCCUGCUCCCGCGUUACCCCCAGCUGGUGUCCUCCUUGCAUCCCCAUCCAAGGUGUCUGGGGGACCUGCAGUAGCCGAGUGGGGAGGGGGCACACGCUGAGCCGCCCCCCAACCCGAGCCAGCCCCUCUGGUCUUUGUUCAAAUGCGCACUCGGGUUCACCUUCGUGGCGAGGAUGCUGCCAGGACACGUGCCCUGCUGUGGGCAGCACUUCCCUGCCAGAAAAAUCAGUUAGGGGACCGAGCAUGGGCGAGGGGGCAAGGGGAACACCUCCCUAGGGACCCUCGCCAGCAAAAUAUUCAGCUGGCUGUGCCAGCGCUGGGCUCGUGGGACGUUGUCCAGCUGCGGAUGCUCGCAGGGGAGCACACGUGGAUGUGACCCCACCACUCCAGGCAUCCCUUGAGGGGUUUGGGGCUGAGGGACCCCCACCGUGCAGCAGGCGGGGGGGCUCUCCUGGCAGUGCUGCUGCCGCCAGGCGGGGGGAGGCUACGGCCCUGCCAGCCGUUAGCGCAGAUUAAUAAGCAAAUCCCAUGGAUUUGUGGGGUUUUCGGCCCAGCAGCGCUGGUGGAGGGAGCGCAGCCCCGCGUGCGGCAGGGAGGAGGGUGACGGCUGUGCACAGCCGCGCCGCAGGAGCUGCUGGGCGCCGCAGUGGUGCUAAUCACGGCAUGGGAACGCAGGCCAUCGAUUGCGGUGCAAACGCCGCUGCACCCCAGCAAGAGACGUUCCCUCCGGAACUGCCUCCCGCGCCUCUCCUUUGAGCUGCCAUCCAAAUCCCUGGCCGCCCUCCCCACUGUGGCAGGGAUGCUCCCACCCGGCUAUCACCAAUCCCACUUCAGAGCGUCUCGUGGGGCGAGGGGUGCUGCCUGCCUGGAGGGUUUAAGUGGGGACCUCUGGGAUGGUUUUAGAGCUCUGGGGGAGCAGUUCUGCCUCCCCAGGCAGUGACAUCCAUCUUACCUUGCUCCCUCUGGGCUCCGUAUUGAAAGAACAGGGUGGCAGCGCGAAGACUGUCACCCACGGGAUUCUUGGCCUUGCCAGGCUCUUGGAGUCUUCCUCCCAUCCAUCCCUCCUCGCUCCCCACCUUUCCUGGCCAGCCAAGGGGCAAUGCAGGAAAGUUUUACCUUGCACAAGGGCUCUUCAGGGUUACAGGUCUCGAGCCAGAGAUGGUGGAGCAUCUUAGUGGUGGGUGCUGGUGGGAUUGAGGGCUGGGGAUGGGUCCUUUGGGCAGCUUGGAAGGUUGGGGUGCCCAAUGGGGCCCCGUGGGCUGGGGCUUUGGGCUGCCUCAGGACUGACAGUGGGUGUUCUCGCUCUCUCUUUCCUUCCUUUUUUCCUGGUGUUGGCCGUCUCAUCACCGUGCUGCCAGGAGGUGGAGGAUGACUACAUCAAGAGCUGGGAGGACAACCAGCCCGGGGAUGAAGCCCUGGACACCACCAAGGACCCCUGCCAGAAGGUGAAGUGCAGCCGGCACAAGGUGUGUGUGGCUCAGGGCUACCAGCGCGCCAUGUGCAUCAGCCGCAAGAAGCUGGAGCACAGGAUCAAGCCGCUGGGUGCCAAGGGGCAUGGGGGUUGCAAACCCUGCCACGCCGCCCCACUCGCUGCCGUCUGUGGCUCCGACGGGCACACCUACAGCUCAGCGUGCAAGCUGGAGCAGCAGGCGUGCCUGGCCAGCAAGCAGCUGACGGUGCGGUGCGAGGGGCAGUGCCCCUGCCCGACCCCACGCAGCCCGGCCAGCGAUGGCAAGCAAGAGCCGUGCACUGGGCAGGACCUGGCCGACCUGGGUGACCGCCUUCGCGACUGGUUCCAGCUCCUGCGGGAGAACGCCAAGCAGAAUGGCUCUGGAGGCCUCCCUGCCAGCCCUGCCACUGCGCUGGAGAGGAGCGUGGCAGCCAGCUGCAAGGAGGCAGUGGGGUGGAUGUUUGCCCGGCUGGACACAAGCGGGGAUCUCUUCCUGGAGGCGGCUGAGCUGGCCGCCAUCAACCUGGAUAAGUACGAGGUGUGCAUCCGCGCCUUCUUCAACUCCUGCGACACCUCCAAGGACGGCCGCGUCUCUGCUCCUGAGUGGUGCUUCUGCUUCUGGAGGGAAAAGCCACCCUGCCUCAAGGAACUGGAGAAGAUUCAGAUCCAAGAAGCAACCAAACAAAAGCCGGGCACCUUCAUCCCCAGCUGUGACGAGGAUGGGUACUACCGGCGGGCACAGUGUGAGCCGGGUGGCGGGGAGUGCUGGUGCGUGGACCAGCACGGCGCUGAGCUGACAGGCACCCGUGGCCACGGCAGCCCCGACUGCGAGGAGGCGACAGGGUUUUCGGGCGACUUUGGGAGUAGCGUGGGCUGGGAGGACGAGGAGGAGAAGGAGCCGGAGGAGGCAGGCGAGGAAGGCGAGGAAGAGGAGGGCGAAGCGGGCGAGGGCGAUGACGGUGGCUACAUCUGGUAGAGGAGCAGGAGAGCCUGGUGGGCGGCACAGCCGGGCAGCAGCCCCCCAGCCAGGGGUCCCCGUGACCCCCCCCGCUGCCGGUGUGGGGUGGGGUGGGUGCAGCUCCCCCUGGCCCCAUGUGGAACGGGGCAUCGGGGUGCUUGCCUGAGGAGGGGGACAGCAGGGCAGGGGGGGCCGCGCUUGUGCAAAUUUGAGCUUUUCUUUUUGUUUUUGGGUAGAGCCUUGUAGGCCUGGUGUGCUGCUGUGUGGUCUUCAACCAGGCAAACGGCACUAAUAAAAGUGGGAAAAAUGAAAAAAAGCAAAAAAACACCCAUAGAUAAGCUGCCCCCCCCCUCCCUACUUUGCAUCCACCCCGUGCUGUGCUUGCGCGGCUGCCCCGGCCCCCGGCGUUGUGUAGCGGCUGUGAAAUAAAUACCCCGUGCUGUGUCAAACGCUCACCCGCCCAUUCCUCCCUCUCUCCAUGCCACGGGGUGCUGGGGGGUCCCGGCUCCUGCCCCCUUGGGUAGGGUGGAUUUGGGAUUAGGCGUUGACCCUGAGUUUGGCCCCUGCACUUGGCGGACACAAGGCUGGAGUUGACCUCUCUCCACAGGUGCUCAGCCCCAAAUAUGGCCCCAACCCUCUCCAGGACCCCAGCCCCAAAAUAAUUCCCUCUCCCCACCCUGCGACGGCCCGAGCCAUAGCAGGACCCAGAACUUCUCCCCUCCCCAUCCCAGACC